CUGAAUGCUAACCACCUGCGGACGAUCCGCCAAUUUUCCAUGCGCCAGACUCUUCGAACUUACGUGGAAUAACUGUUACCUCUACUAGGCGCUAGUAGCGUUGAAGUUCAUGGCGGCGACUGCGGCCGCAUCAUCCAUUUUAGUAGCCGGACCGCCUCCAAAGUCUUUCUCCCGAAAGACUUCUUCUUUUUCUUCUUCAGAACCAGCGACCGGAAGAAGGAGAAUCCCCGUACCCAGAUUCUCAAUUGGAGAACGCGGUAGGGAGCCCUGUAUCCCAGUGUCAUGCUCUGUGCCUGAUAAUAGUGGAAGCUUGAAUUGUUGUCCAAACCCGCCUCCCAUCCGUCGAAGAGAGCUAUUUUGGUCGUCCAUUGGGUUGUUUGCAGCAGCUGUUUACACUUCUAGAAGCAAUGGAGCUGCAUUAGCAUCUCAAUUUGCUGACAUGCCAGCAUUGCGGGGAAAGGACUAUGGGAAGUCAAAGAUGCGUUACCCCGACUACACAGAAACAAGUUCAGGUCUCCAGUACAAGGAUCUGAAAGUUGGAAGUGGCCCCAAUCCUAAGACGGGAGAUAUAGUGGUGGUAAGCUGGUUGACUGGGAUGGUUAUACUAUAGGAUAUUAUGGUCGCAUAUUUGAAGCUCGUAACAAGACAAAGGGUGGAUCUUUUGAGGGGGAUGAUAAGGACUUCUACAAAUUCAUAGUAGGGUCUGACCAAGUGAUUCCUGCAUUUGAAGAAGCCAUUAGUGGCAUGGCUGUGGGUGGCAUUAGAAGGAUCAUAGUUCCCCCUGAGUUAGGAUAUCCUGAUAAUGACUUCAACAAGAAAGGUCCAAGUCCAUUGACAUUUUCGGGUCAGAGAGCAUUGGAUUUUGUGUUGAGAAACCAAGGUUUAAUUGACAAGACACUGUUGUUCGAUAUUGAGCUCUUGAAAAUCAUACCAAGCUGAGGAAGAGCAUCAUCCACUUUUCACUAUAUGUAUAUAGUUGCAUGACUUGUAUCUAUUAGUAACAAUUACAUCUUCUACCGGAAAGAGCUGUCAUUGUUUUUAGAGUUAUCAAACCCUCCGAAGACAGUCAGAAACCCAUUGUAUAUAUUAUUUCUAGUUGAUUUACCCAUCUGUUGUUCACAAGAACAGUAGAAACCUUGAUAUAUUUUGAGCUUCAUUCCUGUUCAUUAACAGUCUAUUAUCAGAAAUGAUUGAACAAUGAAUUUUUAUAAAGAAACAAGGUUUGGUAAAA
Molecule: messenger RNA, 1231 nt
Organism: Cuscuta epithymum
Lineage: Eukaryota; Viridiplantae; Streptophyta; Magnoliopsida; Solanales; Convolvulaceae
Source: the annotation of a GenBank genome assembly